This is a messenger RNA of Harpia harpyja (harpy eagle), 3617 nucleotides long. It is a transcript of the gene CNGA1, whose product is annotated as cyclic nucleotide gated channel subunit alpha 1. Bases 266 to 2203 code for a protein of 645 amino acids. Gene Ontology annotation, molecular function: protein-containing complex binding; intracellularly cAMP-activated cation channel activity; intracellularly cGMP-activated cation channel activity. The record is from RefSeq and is a predicted model, not a curated record. Lineage: Eukaryota; Metazoa; Chordata; Aves; Accipitriformes; Accipitridae. The transcript is spliced from 9 exons. Gene Ontology annotation, biological process: monoatomic cation transmembrane transport. Gene Ontology annotation, cellular component: intracellular cyclic nucleotide activated cation channel complex; plasma membrane.
AUCCUCUUCUAAUAUCCAUGUCCUUUCCUGGGAAUAAUUCAGAGAACUGCACAUGGGACUGUCUGGUUGAGAAAUUGAUCAAUAAGGGAUUUAUGUAUGAAAUGUUGAUUAUAUUUAGCUUUUCAUGGUGGCUCUGCUUAUGUAGUAAGGAAACGUCACUGAUUUAAAGGACUGAAAUCGCUAUUGGAAGCAGCAGAUUACAUUCCCAAGGAAUAUUUUUAGUUUCACUGACUAAUAAGGAAAGUCAGGUAAGACAAACUUGACCAUGAAGGUAGGAGUGAUUGAGACCCAUCACUCCCAUACAAUUGUUCCUAGCGUGGUAGUGCAAGACAUGAGUGAGGACCAUGGACCGAUGGACAAAGGGGAAAACAGGCAAGGGUAUCUACCCGGUGCACUUGCACACUACAAUAUUAACAACAAUAGUAACAAAGACGAAGAGGAGAAGAAAAAGAAAAAAGAAAAGAAGAGCAAGUCAGAAAAAAAAAAGGAUGGAGAAACACAAAAGAACAAGGAAAAAAAGGAGAAAAACAAAAAUAAAGAUAAGUCCAAGAAGAAAGAAAAUAAAGAAGAGAAGAAGAAAGAUAUUUACAUUAUUGAUCCAGCAGGAAAUAUGUAUUACAACUGGUUGUUUUGCAUCACAAUGCCUGUCAUGUACAACUGGACCAUGAUUAUUGCUAGAGCCUGUUUUGAUGAGCUUCAGCAUGACUACUUAGUGGUAUGGUUCAUUGUUGAUUACAUUUCUGAUGCCAUCUAUGUUGCUGACAUGUUUGUACGGACAAGAACAGGUUACCUGGAGCAAGGUCUUCUGGUGAAAGAAGAAGAAAAGCUUCAAGAGAAAUAUAAGACAUCUUUGCAAUUCAAAUUAGAUUUUCUGUCAAUCAUACCAACUGAUCUCUUAUACUUUAAGUUAGGACUGAAUUACCCAGAAUUAAGAAUAAACAGACUACUCAGAGUAGCUCGGAUGUUUGAAUUUUUCCAGCGAACAGAAACAAGGACAAACUACCCAAAUAUCUUCAGGAUCUCUAACCUUGUCAUGUACAUUGUGAUUAUUAUUCACUGGAACGCCUGUGUGUACUACUCGAUCUCGAAAGCCAUUGGAUUUGGGGCUGACACAUGGGUCUAUCCCAACACCUCUGAUCCGGAAUUUGCCCGUCUGACUAGAAAGUAUGUCUACAGUCUCUACUGGUCUACACUGACCUUGACUACUAUUGGUGAAACACCCCCUCCUGUAAGAGAUUCUGAGUAUUUCUUUGUGGUCAUUGACUUCUUGGUUGGAGUAUUGAUUUUCGCUACCAUUGUUGGUAACGUGGGCUCUAUGAUCUCCAACAUGAAUGCUGCCAGGGCAGAGUUUCAAGCAAGGAUUGAUGCUAUCAAGCAGUAUAUGCACUUUCGGAAUGUGAGUAAAGACAUGGAAAAAAGAGUUAUAAAGUGGUUUGACUACCUGUGGACAAACAAAAAGGCUGUGGAUGAAAGGGAAGUCUUGAAGUAUCUGCCAGAUAAACUAAGAGCAGAGAUCGCAAUUAAUGUUCACCUGGAAACGCUAAAAAAAGUUCGGAUUUUUGCAGACUGUGAAGCUGGUCUGUUGGUUGAACUGGUUUUGAAACUCCAGCCGCAAGUAUACAGUCCUGGAGAUUAUAUUUGCAGAAAAGGAGAUAUUGGACGAGAGAUGUACAUUAUCAAAGAAGGCAAGCUGGCAGUGGUCGCUGAUGAUGGAAUUACCCAAUUUGUGGUCCUAAGUGAUGGCAGCUAUUUUGGAGAAAUCAGCAUUCUUAAUAUCAAGGGUAGCAAAGCUGGCAAUCGAAGAACAGCCAAUAUUAGAAGUAUUGGAUACUCGGACUUGUUUUGUCUGUCUAAAGAUGAUCUCAUGGAGGCUUUGACAGAAUAUCCAGAUGCAAAGGCUAUGCUGGAAGAAAAAGGCAAGCAAAUCUUAAUGAAGGACGGGUUGCUGGACAUUGAAGUUGCAAAUUUAGGAAGCGAUCCUAGAGAUCUGGAAGAGAAGGUCACCUACAUGGAAAGAGCAAUGGACAGAUUACAAACAAAGUUUGCCAGGUUGUUGGCUGAGUAUGAAGCUGCACAACAGAAACUGAAAAAAAGACUUACACAAAUCGAGAAAAUAUUGAAGCCAGUUAUAGAGCAAGAAUUCACAGACUUAGAAGAAACAGAUCCAUCCACAGAUAAACCUGGAGUGUCAAAAGCGGAAUAAAACACUGGAGGUUGCCAAUAAGACUUAGGGUCAAACCCUGCACAGGGCUGAAUACACUCAUUUCUAAUCUUCGUAGGACCUGGCUAUUAAUUACAAAAAAUUAUUUGUUGAGGUAAUGUCACUAAUUUCCUACAAGCAGCACAUAUUUGGAAGGUUUCAGGAAGAAAAAGAAGAAUCGAGACUGAGGAUGGAAGAUAACACCUUGCUCUUGCACAAACAGGUGGCAUUAUCUGCUAAUGCGUUAUGUACUCAUUAUGUAACACUGCUCUACGGCAAAUGCAUUAAAUCUUUAUAGAGUCAUAUACUGGCAAAUACUGAAAGUUUUGCUGACUAUUUUAAAAUAAUUUCUUUGUGUCUACUUAUGGAAAGAAGGAAAGGUUUGGUAACAAUUAUAUUAUUUGAAGUCAAUAUAGGCAUGAACCAUGACAUUGAAUUUGUGUAUAAACAAACACGUAAUAUCUAUGGAUUAACAUAAGAUUAAUUAAGUAUGGGAUAUUAUAUAAAAAAUUAGGUAUAUCUACAAUGCAGAUGUGAGUACUGAAGGCUGUAAGAUUAGGAAAAUAUUAUUACUUCAUUGGGUCCACCUUGGCUGAUUUCUUGAAAUGUACGCGGGCAGUUUUAAAUGGUCCUUUUGGGGGGAUAUUACAUGCAAAGACGGGAAUAGAAAGGGGGGAAAAUACAACUUCUUGCAAGCAUCAGUAUGACAAAUAUGGAUGGCUCAAAAUCUAGCUGUUCUUCCUGCAAUAAUAACAAAUAAGUAAUAUUGAAGACUGUUCUGCUCCAUGUAAUCAUAUGGCUGCUGAUCAUGGACUAUCAAGCUUCUAAGAUCUGUGGUUAAAAAUUUUUAUAUCCCUAAUGUGACAGUUGUGGAUGCUGGCAGAGUGCAAGGGGCAGACUUGACAGAAAGAGGCCAAACUCUCCCUACAGCGUCUUUUGCAGCUGCUGUUGGGGAAAGAAUACAACGACUAAAUAGAUCAUUUUUUUCAUUGAUAGGGUAUUUCUUUCUUCUGUUUUUAACUACUACUAAGUAAAAUCUACUGUGUCAUAUGUCAGAUACAUUUUCAAUUGCUUUAAGAAGCAUUAUCUCCUUGGAUUUUUUCCCUAAUUCAUGUCUUUUUCCAUUGGCAAAAAUUGAUUUUAUUAGUUGUGGUCUCAGCUGGGUAUUUUCAGCUGGGUAUUUUAAAUAGACUUUGACUUAAUGUUGGAAAAGUUUGAUGACAGGGAGCGAAGAAAGGAACUGCAAGGAGAGAAUGGAUAAUUCUGUAUUUAGGGCAAUUUGAUUAUCCUGGGCAAUUGGACUGCCACGCUUAAAAAAUACAUACGUAAAUGUUACUGUCACUUGGCAAUAUCUCUAGUACUUUCAUUCUUCUCCUUAAUAAGAUGGAGAUAUUAUAAAUUGGCUCUUUUUAAAGUG